AACAAUAUUAAGAAAUUAAAAUUUUAGGUAAGUAAAUUGAAAAAUGAUAGAGCUUUCUUUUCAAAUAAUCCAUAAAUAAAGCAAAGGAUUGAAAUAUUUAUAAAAGUUAGUAUUCAUAUCUAUUUUACUAUAGAUAGCUCUCGCGGAUAUGUAAUGUCCGACUCUUUUAUCUCAGCACAUUCCCAGAUUAGAUUAGGGAUAGUAUGUUCAAAACAUAGUGAAGAUUCCUAAUACUAAUAUCAUGGUAGUAAACACUCUAUAAUAACAAAGUCAAGAUAAUAGCAUAGUUUAUUUUAUCGACAUGACUACCCCUUCUGGUUCAAUCAUCUAGAUAACUUAGCCAUCUUACGUCAUUUUGCAAUUAAUUUAUGUUUAAUAGACAAACUAAUUUCUGAUCACAAACUAAAAUAACAUAAUUGUGGCUGAUAUAUACACUUUUAAGGCAGUAAACGUAUUUCUGUAUGAAAACAUUCAGAACAUAUCUCUCAUUCCAAAAACCAAUUUAGCAAUACUAACUGCAAGAUAAUAAUUUCUUUACAUUUUUGAUUUAGUAAAUAUGAAAGUUAUUAACACUUUGCAAAGCAGCUAAGCAGAUUUAAAUUUAGUAUAAUAUCAAUCUUAAUUGUAUGUGCUUUAACUUGGAGCUCAAGUAAUUGUUACGUCAACUAAUAAGUAUCUCUAUGGAUGGAUAGUAGAUCCAUAAAAUAACUAUAAACCGAUCUCAUAGAAAAUAAUAUCAGAAACUUCAUUUACCUCUUCAUCUACUCAAUAAUAUUAAGUUUUUGCAAAAGAGUUUUCUCAGGAUUUCAUUUUUUAUUCAACUAUUGGGACAAACUUAAUAUCCUCAUUUUUAAUUAAAGACUCUUAAUUAGAUAUUAUUGCGUAAGGAACCUAUCAAAUAUAAUAAGGAUUAAUUACUUAGAUAUUUUCUUUGGAUGACACUUAAAUAUAUAUUGUAAGUAAUAGUCAAUUAUUUACUGUCUCACUUUCAAUUACUCAAUCAUCUUUGUACUUUGCUGCAAAUUAAGCUUAGACUUAACUUUUUCAAGAUAACAAAUAAAAAAUUACAUAAGCAUAUUAUGAUAGCUAUCAUUUUAUUGUAGUUAGCUAAGAUACUUCGAGUUAGUAUAAUAGAAUAUCUUUGAUUCAGUAGUCAAACCCUGCUUUAAUCUCAAAUAAUAUGUUCUUUGAUACAAAAAUAGGUUAUAGGCAGUUUAUUUAUGAAUCCAAUUCUAUUGUCUACUAUGGAUUAUUUUCUGAGCAAAAUUAAUUUAAAUUAUACAUUAGAUCAAGUAAUAUUUAAAGCCAAUCUAAGCAAAUAUAUUUACCUUCAUAGUUAACUAUAUACGAUAACAACAGUAGUUUAUAUCAAGUCAAAAAUUAAUAGUAAGUCAUACUAGUCAAAGCGCAAGACAGCAGCAAUAAUCCAUAUAUUGUUAUUAUAAAUCAAAACAAUUUAUCUACUUAACUCUCUAAAAUAUAAGAAGUUUAAAGUUGGAAUGGCAUAAAAUUGGAUCCCUUCUAUUAUAAUUCUCAUUAUUAUAUAAUUAUAUAUGAUACAACUAAACCAAAUUCAUUUUUGCUAAUUUAGGAUGGAGAUACUUCAUAUUCUUUUAGCUCAGACACUGCUUUAGAUUAAAAUAGCAUAUUGAUUGUAUCUGCUUAAAAUAAUAUCUAUGCUAUUAAUUCAUAAGGGUAACUUGUAAUUUGGAAAAUAGCUGACAUUAUUUUAGCAAAUAAAAAUUCUUCUACUCCUUCAUAAAUAAAUAACUGCAGUUAACCUCAAAUGGCUGAGGAAUUUUAACUAACUUAAACAGAAUAUGUUCUUAUUUUAAGCUGUUAAGAUCAAAGUUUAGUUUAUUAUGAUUUAUAAACUUAUACUACUUAAGCUAUCUAAUUAAAUAAAGAAGCAACACUUUUUAUUAAAUCUUUUAGUUUUAUGUUAAAUUCAUAGAGUUAAAAUAUUUUAGUAGUAGGAGGUAAAUAAAGCAAUAAUGUCUAUAUCUUUUAAUUCAAUUAAAAUAAUAAAAUAAUUGAAUUAAUUUUAACCAUAUCAAGUGGUUAAUUCUAAGAUGCUCCACUUUAUGUUGAUUUACUUACUGACUAAACUUUAUGGAUUUAAUAUAAGUAUAGUAAUAUGUUUUACCCUUUAUAAAACUGCUUAUCAUCUCCAAGUAAUUGCUAAAACUGCUCCUUUAAAGUAUCUAUUUCUGAGUAAACCUAAUCUAACUAAUACACUCUUAGUUAUGGAGGAGCAAACAAUUCUUACUAAACAGGUUCUAGUAUAAUGGUUUCCUUAUUAUAAGCAAAAUAUUAUUAAGUUAUUUAACCUCUUUUAACACAAAUUUCAUUAGAAAUCGAUAUUACAGCAGCAACAAUACCAACUAACUACUUUAACUUCGAUAUGAGUUCUAUCACAUCUUUAAAAUUCUAAAGUUCAUCCAGUUAAACAAGUGUUAUAUCAUACUAAAGUUAAAUAGUAUUUAAUUAAUAUUAGAGUAUAUAAAUCUCUAACACCGAAUUUAAUUUUUUAAUAACUUAAUAAUACCCUAAUUGUGGUUUAGUAUUUUAAAAUACGUAGAGUAUAUCAUUAAACUCAAUUUAAAUAGCGACUGACACAAACUCAGUAUCAAAAAAUUAAAAUUGUUAUAAUAUAAUUGCAAAUAACACAGCUGCUUCUCCUUUACCUUUUACGAUUAAAACAAUGAGUAUUCAAAACUUAGAUUUUACUAAUAACAACCAAAUUAUUUUAUCAAAUGGAUAUUAAAUUUCUAUGGACAGUUUGACUUUAUCAGGAUGUACAUUAGGAGAUAACUUUUCUAUUAUAACACAAACAUAAGGUUCUUCUAUUUCUCUAACUAAUUCAAUUAUUUAAAAUAAUAAAUGUGCUUUAAAUUGGUCUUCAGGAAUAAUAACUUCAGCCUUGUUCUAGGGAAGCAAAAUUACUGUGAAUUCUUUACAAAUAUUAGGCAAUACUUUUUGUAACAAAUUAAUUUUUUAGAGUUUGUAAGUUGUUGAUACUAAUGUUAAAGUAGGAGAUUUAAAUACAAUAACAAUUACUAAUAAUUAAUUUGCAAAUAUUUAACCUACUGUUUUUUAUUACACAUUUUAAUAGCAACCGAUUAACGCCAUUUAGUUAAAUGGAUUAAAUUUUUAAAAAAAUACUAUUCAAUAAAUUUCUAAAUUACAGUAAGCAACAUAUAUCUCUUUAUUUAAUGUUGAUACUGUGACUGCAACUUAAGUUGAUAUUAACAAUGAAUAUUCAUUUUAAUUUGCAAAUGUGACUUCAAUAAAUUCUCUUUCUUUUACAACUAUUAAUUUUGUAAAUGAUGUAACAUUUCAACCUACAAUACCUUAAUCUAAUAAUAUUCCAUCGUGCUUCUAAUUAUAUGAAGUUUCAAAUGCUAAUAUAAAUUAGAUCUAAGUUUCGUACAAAAAUUCUCUCGAUUAGCCAUUAAUAUUAAUUAAAAACACUUAAACUUAAAAUUCAUAAAUAUCUUUUAAAGCAGGUCAAUUUUAAAAUCUUAAUCUUAACCAACCUUCAUUUAAUACUAAUGCAAGCCCAAUUCAAGUAACAUCAGUGCUUUAUCUGAAUUUAAUAUUUGAUAAUAUUGUAUUUUCAAAUAAUAAUUUAUAUAUUAACUCUUUUCCAUCAGUCUAUUCAGCAUCUGCUCUAUGGAUAGAAAACUAAUUAGGUAAUAAUACAAUAUAAAAUUCUAAAUUUCUAAACACGUAUAGUAAUUCUCAUUACAACUUUAUCAACUGUUUUGGAAAUAAUGUAACUAUAAAUGCCUCCUCCUUUUAGAAUUCAUCAUUUGUAGCUUAACCUAAAGGAAACUUAUUUCUUUAAAAAGGUGGAAUGAUUCAUAUUAAGACUUCUAACUUGAAUAUAUAAUAAUCAAACUUUACAUAGGCAACAGCUUUUAAAGGUUCCUUCAUGUAUUUAAAAUCUGUAGGAAAUCCAACUAAUGUAAAUAUAUAAUCCACUAAUUUUACUGAAGGUUAUGCGUUUUUAGAUGGUGGUGCUUUUUAUAUUGAUAAUGUCGGAGUCUAACUCAUCUUUUCUUGCAAUAAUUGCAUAUUUAAAAAUAUCUUUACACUAUAUAUGGGUGCCGCAAUUAUAGGUUUUGAGUAGCAAGGAAACAUUUAAAUAACAAAUUUAAAUUAAAUAACAUUUGAUGGUGGAUCUAUUUUAAACAUGUAUGGAGUCUAAGAUAAUUCUUUUAUUGAAACAUAUUAUGCCAACAUUCAGCUAUAAAACAUAAAAAGUAUAGGAUUAGAUAGUGUUGCUCCAAGUAGUUCAGCAGCUUAUACUCUUUAUUAAUCAAUGCAAAUGUAAUAAACUUCUCUUCUAAAUAUUCUAAACGGAGUGGCUACUAUUAAAAAUUGUGGAAUUUCUAACUUCACAAUUAAAAGUUCAGAUUCAACUUACUCCUUAUUUGUGACUGCAGUAAACUCUUAAAUAACAUUAGAUACAGUUGUUAUAUAAAAUAGUGUAUUUUAUUAAAACGCUUUCUAAAUAUCUAAGGGAUCUACUUUAAAUUUGAUAAACACUUAAAUUAUAAAUGUUAAGCAGUAUGUUUCAGGCUCUAGAUUUAUUUAAUCAUUAGUACCUACCUAUACUCCAAGCCAACAAUCUUUCUCUCUAAUUGAAGUAGAUGGUUCAACUCUUAAUAUAAGCAACAAUAGUUUAAUAUCUUAAAUAAUAUGUACUUCUAAUUGUAAUGGAAUUAUUUAAAUAACUAAUAGUUCAAUGAAUGCUGAUUCUUCCACUAUCAGUCUUUCAUAAUCUAAUUUUGGUGGUGCAAUCUUUGUGAAAAGCUUUACAGGUAAUAACUAAUGGAAUUCUUUGAUUUUAGACUAAAACUCAGCUUCUUAUGAUGGUGGCGCACUUUAUUUUAGCGCUUUAACUAGUGAUAAAUUUAAGCUUACUUUAAACUAGUGUACGAUCUCAAAUAAUGUAUCAAAAAAUGGCAGAGGUGGUGGUAUGUAUAUUACAUCUUAAAUAUCUAAUUCACUAGUUUAGUCAAUAGUUAUAAAUGACUCUAAAAUCUUAAAAAAUAAUGCUAAAGUAGGAGGUGGAAUAUUAUAUAACAAUAUUUCUCCUAAAAUAAAAGGAACUACAGUUUUCCAAGGAAAUAAAGCCUUUUAUUUUGGAAGUGAUUCAUUCUCAUAUCCUAGCCAUCUUUAUCUUUAAAAUUACACUUAAACAAAUAAUUAAGUUAUUAUUGAUUAAUUUAGGAGUGGUGGAGCAUUAAAUAAUUUAACAUUUGAAUUUUAAAAUGAUAAGAAUGAAAAAAUUUUACCUGUAAGUCUUUUAGACAUUUAAAGUUAUAGUAUUUACGUCUAAAUAGACCCAAACAACCCAAAUUUUUCAAAAUAUACUAUAAGAGGUGAUGAUACAAUAUUUUACAGCUUAAAAACUCAGUCUUUUACAUUUAACUAACUUCUAUUUGUAGGAACACCAGGAACAUCAGCAAAUAUAUAAUUCAAAUCUGAUCAAAUUUAAAUUCUUGAUAAAGAUACAAAUACUUUUAGUAAUAAUUAUACCUUUAAUAUCUUAAUCAACUUUAGGGCAUGCGAAAGCGGAGAAGAAAUUAAAGAUUACAAUGAAUUAGUAGAAUGUGCAGUUUGUCCAAAAGGAUCAUAUUCUUUUCAUAUUGAACCUUGUGCUAGCUGUCCUGAAGGGGCUACAUGCUAAGGAGGAAACAAUGUUACUGUAAAUGAAGGCUACUGGAGAAAAAAAUUUGAUAGUGUUCUUGUAGAGAGUUGCUAUAAUUUGCCUGCUAAUUGUCCUGGAGGUACUUAUGGAAAUAACAUUUGUUUCGAAGGUCAUAUUGGAGCUCUUUGUGAAGAAUGUGAUGUAAAUCUAUCUUUUUUCCUCAAAUUAUUUAUUUAUCUCAAAAAAAAUUAUUUUCUUUUAUUUUAAAUUCUAUAAGCCAAAUUUAAUUUUAACUAAUAUAAAUUAUUAUUUUUCCUCCAAAAAAUCCCUCUUCAUAAAAUUUUAAUUUUUAUUUAAUAAUAAACCUUCUAUCUUUUAGCAAGUAGACUAAUUUAAGCUUUUUAAUAUUUAAAUUUACAUAAUAUUUAGUAAUUUAAAUAAUGA
Tetrahymena thermophila SB210 is the source of this 6106-nucleotide messenger RNA. RefSeq names its product transmembrane protein, putative. The transcript has 13 exons. The record is from RefSeq and is a predicted model, not a curated record. NCBI's taxonomy places the organism in Eukaryota, Ciliophora, Oligohymenophorea, Hymenostomatida, Tetrahymenidae.